This is a messenger RNA of Cotesia congregata, 1935 nucleotides long. Lineage: Eukaryota; Metazoa; Arthropoda; Insecta; Hymenoptera; Braconidae. The record is from the annotation of a GenBank genome assembly.
AUGGAUAGAACCAUGCCAGUGUCGCCAGUAUUUCCUAUCAGUUGUAAUCGCUUGGCGACAAUUCAAAGACACAAGCCAUUGGAGCAACAUAUAAAUGCAUUGCUAGCUGAUUUACAAAAUACGGUAUCGCCGGAUGGAAAUCACCAUUUAAAUAAUAGAUCAACUCCAGGAUAUGGAUCGUUGAAUGGCAGCCGAACUCACCCACAAAAUAUUUAUCGAUCUUAUGACAAUCGGACGUCGCCACUACCUCCGCAAUCGCCGACUUACCAAAAUCGGGAAAUAAUAGAGGAAGUAAAAACUUCAGGAUCUUAUCAGCCAUCAGGAAAAAUGCCAUCUUUGAAUAACAAUCUUUCUGAAUUAGACACAUUACUUCAAGACUUAAGUAAUGCUCGCUACAAUUCUUAUUCUAUAGAACGCGACACAAGAUCAUCAACUGGAGCAUUGAACAAUGAAACAAGUCCAAUGAUGAGGUCACCAAGCAGCUUAUCAACAUCACGUCCAACUGUGGAUGCUCUGUUGGAAGAAUUAAACACCGCAGUACCUAACGGAGAUUACGGUCAUGAAGGAAGAGUAAAAGUAACGAUUCAAGAAACAUCUACCGAAGUGCACCCAGUGUAUGAAAGUCACCUAGGUCGUCAAAAUGUACUGGAGCGAUCCAGUGGCUAUUUGAACGGUCAUACUGCUAGCAAUGCAACGAAAGAGCUUGACGAUCUGAUGGCCUCUCUUUCAGAAUUCAAGAUAAAUGGUAGUACCCAUCAGCAUCAAACAGUGACAGACUCUCCCUACGCAAAGCCGAACAAGGCGACUAAGAGUGCUUCAAGUCCGUUACCUACGGAAACUGGUGGAUCAGCAGCACAAACUAGGAUUCAUUUUUCUGAAACCCACUCGUCACACCAGUAUCAACCGCAGCAAGGCGAGAGCAGUCAUACAUUGACAACAACCCACAUAAAGCAAAACCAGUUGGAUUCUAUGCUUGGUAAUCUCCAGGCAGAUAUGAGUCGUCAAGGUAUCAAUACAACCCAGAAAGGAUGCUGCAGUGCUUGCGAGAAGCCUAUUGUCGGGCAGGUAAUCACUGCUCUAGGUAAAACGUGGCAUCCGGAACAUUUUACCUGCACUCAUUGCCGUGAGGAACUUGGAACUCGCAACUUUUUUGAACGAGAAGGUCAUCCUUACUGCGAGAAUGAUUACCACAAUUUAUUCUCACCUCGUUGUGCUUACUGCAAUGGACCAAUUUUGGAUAAAUGCGUGACUGCGUUAGAGAAGACUUGGCAUACAGAGCACUUCUUUUGUGCUCAGUGCGGCAAGCAAUUUGGUGAGGAUGGAUUUCAUGAACGUGAUGGCAAACCUUAUUGCCGUGAGGAUUACUUUGACAUGUUCGCUCCUAAAUGCGGAGGAUGCAAUCGUGCAAUAAUGGAAAAUUAUAUCUCAGCGCUUAAUAGUCAGUGGCAUCCUGACUGCUUCGUUUGCAGGGACUGCAAAAAAGCUGUGUCAGGUAAAUCAUUUUAUGCGAUGGAAGGAAAACCAGACUGUCGACAAAAAUUCCAAGGCGGUUCUUUCUUUGACCAUGAGGGUUUGCCAUAUUGCGAAACACAUUAUCAUGCAAAGCGUGGGUCUCUUUGCGCUGGUUGUCAUAAACCGAUUACUGGGCGUUGUAUUACUGCAAUGUUUCGUAAAUUUCAUCCGGAACAUUUUGUUUGCGCCUUUUGCCUUAAGCAACUCAAUAAAGGGACUUUCAAAGAACAAAAUGAUAAACCUUAUUGUCAUGGUUGCUUUGAAAAGCUUUUUGGGCGUUGUAUUACUGCAAUGUUUCGUAAAUUUCAUCCGGAACAUUUUGUUUGCGCCUUUUGCCUUAAGCAACUCAAUAAAGGGACUUUCAAAGAACAAAAUGAUAAACCUUAUUGUCAUGGUUGCUUUGAAAAGCUUUUUGAAGGAUAA